AGAGAAUGGGAGGGAGGGGAUGAGCAGAGAGAGCUCACUUUCUUCGUCUUCAUCUUGGCAGCCUGAGAGGUGGAGCCGGUCCCUUCUGUAAAGUGAGGAAGGCGAGCUCGGAGAUAGCAUCUCGUAUUCGUAGAAAGGGUGUGAGCUUGAGCUUGGUUCAGUUGGGUGGGUAGGCCAAGGCACACAAGUUGGACAUGACCUCUAAAGAGUCCAGGUGGCUGGUGGUCAGUUGAGUGCUACAGUCAAGUGGGAAUUGAGUUCACCCAAUUCGCUUUAGAGAGUUGGGUAUGAAUUUUUUACGCAAGUGUGACUUUUGGGUUUUCAAGAGUGACUUUUGGGUAUUCAAGAGUGAGGAGCUAAUUUGACUAUGUUCUAAGGGAUUUAGAGAUAAGGAUGUUAACAGUCAAGGUGUUUUGGAGAAGAACAUCUUGAGUUUCGAAGACCAAUUGAAGAGUUUGCCGUAGAGUUUUCUUUAGUCAACUCUUUAGUUCAGUUGGGAGUAGUUCUUGGAGGUGUUAUCGGUAAAGAGUUCAGUCAGCUGCCAUCGACUGGGAGUUGGACUAGGUGUGAGCUCCUGGGAAUACGGUGGGUGUGAGCUGUGUGUUCAGUGACAGUGAACUGUGCCUCAGCCGCUCGCUACGCAGCCACAUCAAAAGCUGCAACUUGCCCUCUCUGCCGUCUUGGGUGGGGAGGGGUGGAGAGAGGUCCAGCAGAGCAACCCAAGCUCCCGGCUUUACAAGGAUGGUGGUAGGAAAUGCCUGGAGACAGGGAGCAGGAGAUCUGUAUGAAAGCGCUCACACUGGUGGCAGACCUGUGCUAUAGUGGCAUUGUGGAGAACGAGAACUGCCUGGAUUUCAUCUACUACCAGAGAGAACGGAGCCGACCUCGCUACACUGAAACAGAUGUUUCGGUGAGUUUGCUGUCCCUUUUGGUCACAGCCUGUGGACUUGCCCUCUUUGGAGUUUCCUUGUUUGUCUCAUGGAAGCUUUGCUGGAUCCCCUGGCGAGAACGUGGCCUGAAAGGGAGCAAAGAACAUGAGCACCUGAAUUAUACAGACAGCGACACAAAUGAGCAUGACUACAGCGACAACUAUUUGGGGCAGCCGCCUCUUUUCCCGGAAUCAUCAAUGAAGAUCAGCCACACCUCCCCCGACAUCCCGCUGGAGGCCAAGAGUGGCAACAAGGAAAACUGUGUUCACAAUGUUCGGAUGCAUCGGCAAAUCACUGAGCCAACCUCCUCUGCUCGACAUAAUUCGAUCAGAAGACAGUUGAACCUUUCAAACCCCGACUUCAACAUCCAGCAGUUUCAGAAGCAGGAUCAGCUGACUGGAAUUGGGCGAAUCAAGCCUGAGCUGUAUAAACAGAGGUCUGUAGAGACAGACGAUAGUCGAAGGAACAAUACCCAAUCUUGUGGGAAGCUCAACUUCAUCAUUAAAUAUGAUUGUGACUUGGAAAAACUUAUAGUAAAGAUUCACAAGGCGGUUGGCCUACCAGCCAAAGACUUCUCCGGGACAUCAGACCCUUAUGUCAAGAUUUAUUUACUUCCGGAUCGGAAGACUAAACACCAGACUAAGGUGCACCGGAAGACUCUGAAUCCCGUGUUUGAUGAAGUUUUUCUAUUUCCUGUUCCUUAUAAUGAGUUGCCCAGUAGGAAACUCCACUUCUCUGUCUAUGAUUUCGAUCGUUUCUCAAGACACGACGUCAUUGGCCAGAUCAUAGUGGAUAAUUUUUUAGACUUGGCGGAUUUUCCUAGGGAAAGUAACAUCUGGAGGGACAUUGAACACGUCACUAAUGAUAAUGUUGACCUUGGAGAUUUAAUGUUCUCGCUGUGCUACCUCCCUACUGCGGGAAGACUUACCAUCACCAUCAUAAAGGCAAGAAACCUCAAGGCCAUGGAUAUCACAGGGGCAUCCGAUCCUUAUGUGAAGGUGUCAAUAAUGUGUGAGGGGAGGAGACUGAAGAAAAGGAAAACAUCAACGAAGAGGAACACAUUAAACCCCGUGUAUAAUGAAGCCAUCGUGUUUGACGUGCCGCCAGAGAAUAUUGAUCAGAUCAGUUUGUUAAUAGCAGUGAUGGAUUAUGACCGUGUAGGUCACAAUGAGGUCAUCGGCGUAUGUCAAGUUGGCAACGAUGCAGAGAGCCUAGGCCGGGAACACUGGAACGAAAUGCUGUCGUAUCCCAGGAAGCCCAUCGCCCACUGGCACCCACUUGUAGAGUGGUCUGCUCAAAAUGCAGCAACUGGAAAUGGAUCUUGCAAUUCACUGAAGGGUCCACCAUCUCCGUGAAAGAUGCCAUCGGAAGGCACAGUUUGAGAUAAAAGCUUCCAGAUGGAGCAACGCGUGAGCGCUGGCUUUUCAAGCUGUUUGCGUUUUCGUCACUCCAGAGAGGAAGAGUUGUCCGGAUGCUACAAGAUAUAACUUGGGAUUGUUCAUGAAAGUCAUUGCACAGGAAAUCAAGGGUGUAACCCAUAACAGCCCAUCACAUCUCCUUUUCUUAGCUGUGUUUCAUUCCAAAGGGGUUAUUAAAUCUUACAGGUUUCCUGCCUGUGCACUGGUUUUCAUUAUGAGGUCCGUCCACUCCAAACUGAAAUUUCAAUUGUGGAGAAAUAUGGAUGGCAGGUUGACUGACCUUCAAGCUUUUAAUAUCUCUAGGGAACUCCAGCAGCAAAAUAUAUGACCCUGGGCCACCCGCCGGCUGUGGCCAGUAUAAGGUGUCUCACCAUGCCUGUAGACAUUUUUACAUCAGAGAGCAAACAUUCUGGCUAAAGUUGGAAAAAAAAGAUUUUGAAGCUGGAGUCUCCAUGAGAUACAAAAAGCAAGUGGGAUAUUCAGCCCACCACUAUCCUCCCGAAACGUCAUUAUUAUUUUUGGUGGACUGUCCAUUUAACAUCCCAAGACAUGUUUUUGUUACUUUGUUUCAAUUCCUCCCAAGUUUUUCCUUUUUUGGCUCAUGAUGACAUCACUAGUUUUGAAAUGUUUUUCAAUGGCAUGCUGCUUAGAUCCACAUAUAUUUCCUGAUCACAUCAUUCUGAAUGGGCUGUGUUGGUUUGGUCUAAUAUUGGUUCAUGCUCCAUUUCUGAUUACCUUAUCUUCUUCACGUUCUCCUUUUUAUAUGUUCUGUUCUGUUUGAUAUUAAGUCCUUCUGAUGUCAUUCAUGGUCCUACAUCCCCUUGACUGCUUGUAGAGGUGAACUUGCACAGUGCAGAUAUCCUGGCAGCAUCAUCAAUGAGCUGUGGUUGGUCAGCUAGGGUUGGUUUAGGGGUCUGGACCACAGGGGCCGGCAGACCUAGGCCCUCCACCUGUUGUGGAAUCACAAGUUCAUCACGCCUGGGAUUAACAGUUAUGACUGUUAGUGCCCUGCAAUGCCUCAUGGGACUUGUAGGUGCCGAAACAGCUGGAGCACCAAAGUUCGCCUACCCCUGGUCUUAGGGUCCUUUCACACGUGCGGACUGUUUUUUACAUCAUUUUUUUAUCAUCAGUUGAUAAUUUUUUUCAUC
Messenger RNA from Rana temporaria (common frog), 3495 nucleotides. It is a transcript of the gene SYT9, whose product is annotated as synaptotagmin 9. The record is from RefSeq and is a predicted model, not a curated record. Gene Ontology annotation, biological process: cellular response to calcium ion; calcium-ion regulated exocytosis; regulation of dopamine secretion. Gene Ontology annotation, cellular component: membrane; dense core granule. NCBI's taxonomy places the organism in Eukaryota, Metazoa, Chordata, Amphibia, Anura, Ranidae. Gene Ontology annotation, molecular function: SNARE binding; calcium ion binding; calcium-dependent phospholipid binding. The transcript has 7 exons. Bases 755 to 2284 code for a protein of 509 amino acids.